CUUCACCAAUUGGUAAAACUAACAGUCCAAAGGUUUCAACUACACCGAAAAGUAUGCAGAGAAGAGUAUUGGGUAUAGUAUAAGGUCGCAAGAUAAAAAGUUAAUGAUGCUGGAUAGCAUGUGUCAUGGAUUGGGUCACCUUGUCUCUAUAGCAGUUGAGGUGAACUUUAGACACACAAUUUACAACCAAAAUUUUAAGAUAGAAAAAAAUUAAGCCAAGGGAUAUGGUACCGAAAGAUUGGUAACAGACGUACGAAUUUGGUUCUGUAAGCCUUUUUAAGCAUUUAAGAAGGGUAGUAAAUCUCAUUGAACACGAUCUGCGUAUAUUGGAUAUACCAAUUGGAGUAGGAUCAGUUUAUCUUGACAUGUUUUUACACGUCAAUGCGUGGUCAUUUACAGGAGUGAGACGCUUUGCUAUCAGAAAAUCGGCAUGUCUACAAGAAGUUCACGCUUGUCGGAGAAAGGUGCUGUGUAUCUCAAUUAUGGAUUUGACGAUACGUCAUCUGGUGAUAGCAAAUGUGCCAAAGAGACUUCAGUUGCGGAUAAUUCCAAUCCAUCGGUGGCAAUACAAGCGGAAACGUAUGAUCAACAACGAGAGAACUGGGAUAGCCCAGUUGAAUUUCUUCUAUCGUGUAUUUCAAUGUCUGUUGGGUUAGGUAACAUAUGGAGGUUUCCAUUCGUGGCCUACGAGAAUGGUGGCGGUGCCUUUUUAGUCCCUUAUCUAAUCGUGCUGGCCUUCAUUGGACGACCGCUCUAUUUUCUCGAGAUGGUCUUGGGACAGUUUUCCAGUUCAGGAUCUGUUAAAAUUUGGGAUUGUGUACCGAUUGCAAAAGGUAUUGGAUAUGGGCAAGCACUGGCUACCUGGUGUGUCGUCACAUAUUACUGCGUCCUGAUGGCGCUGUCCUUCUUCUACCUCUUUGCUUCAUUUCAAGCCGUGUUGCCCUGGACGGAAUGUGACCCAGAAUGGGCCACUGAGAAUUGCUACAGUACCACAGCUAAUCUAUCGGUGUACAACCUGACGAAUGAGAGUGUAUCUAGUGCAGAAGAAUAUUUCAAAAUUUAUGUAUUGAAGAAAAUUCCAAAUAUGGAUUCUGGGAUAGGUGUUCCAGAUUGGCGUUUAACACUGUGCCUUCUACUUUGCUGGAUUUUAGUAUUCGCUAUGCUAGCUAAAGGAGUUUCUUCAUCAGGAAAGGUGGCCUACUUUACAGCUCUCUUCCCUUAUGUUGUGCUGAUCACGCUGCUAAUAAGAGGAUGCACUUUACCUGGAGCGGGCGAUGGUAUUUUAUACUUUAUCACACCUGAUUGGGAAAAAGUCUUGACACCAGAUGUUUGGUAUGCAGCGGUAACUCAGUGCUUCUUCUCUCUCUCUGUGGGGUUUGGACCAAUUUCUACAUUUUCGAGUUAUAAUCCAUUCCGUCAUCCAAUUUACAGAGAUUCAACGAUAGUCAGUCUCGCUGAUACUUUUACUAGUAUUCUAGCUGGAGUUACGAUUUUUGCAAUUCUCGGUAAUUUAUCUUACGAAACAAAUCAGCCUAUUGAGAAUGUCGUCGAAGGAGGCACGGGAUUGGCGUUCAUUUCCUACCCAGAGGCUAUUUCGAAAUUUGAUUCUGUCCCCCAGUUGUUUGCCGUGCUGUUUUUCCUGAUGCUCAUAACACUGGCUAUCGGUAGUGCCUCCGGACUUGCUGGAUGCAUUAUUACAAUCCUUAGUGAUGAUCUCCUUCAGAUUCCUCGAUGGAUUAUCACAGCAGUCGUUUGCGCGGCCAGUUUCCUUAUUGGACUUGUCUACGUUACACCGGGAGGCCAGUAUAUUCUAGAUCUGGUCGAUUACUUUGGCGGUGGAUUCAUUAUUUAUGUAAUGGUGAUCGCUGAAACCAUUGCUGUAUGUUGGUUUUACGGUCUUGAGCAAAUCGUCAAAGAUAUUCGUUUCAUGUUGAGUUUUGGUCUGGGAAUUUAUUGGAAAUUAACUUGGUGUAUUUUCAUCCCAAUUGCCCUUGCAGUCAUUUUCAUUUAUGCAAUGGUUGUCUAUGAACCGUUAAAAACGGAUGAUGGGGAACCUUACCCUCCUUCAGCAAACGCCGCUGGAUGGUUGGUGGCUGCCAUUGCUAUUCUCCAGCUUCCAAUCUGGGCUGCUUACGUCAUUCACAAACAAAAGGGAACAACCUGGUUUCUGAGAUUUAAAGCCAGUCUUCUACCAGCAGAGGAAUGGGGACCUAAAGACCCUGAAACUAAACGGCUCUGGUUAGACUACAACAAGCAGUUCGUGCGCUUCAGUUGGAUUCCCAAUCCAAAGUGGUUAAGCAACUGUAAAUCACGUUGAAAUGUUUGUAUAAAAGAAACCUCUUAGAAAUUUAUUUCCAACAUAAAUUAUAUUGUGCUCAAAACUAUAGAGUUUAAACCAUUUUUAAUAGCGUUAAAUUCUAGAGAUGGAAUAUGAAAUCGCCAAUGUGGUAAUGAGAAAAUUCUAAGUCGCUGCUGUUAAGUAUGAUAAAAAUCAUUUUCUUUUUUAUUAGACAAUGCUUCAUAUUUGAAAAAUAAUUAAAUAGCAGAAAAGAAUGUCAGACAAUACGAAUUUUCAUUUCGCAACUUGACGGACAGGGAUAAAGUAGGAAAAACAAUUUAAACUAUAGAACAGUUUUUGACGUUAUUAGAAUUAUUACGCAAUUUACAGGAUGGUACUUGCAAUUGGAAAUAUUACAAACACAGCUUCUAGAACAGACAGUAUUUAGAAGGAUGUAUAAUGUGAUGUUAUGUAGAAAAUUUAAACACAAUACAUUUGCAUGCGGACAGUAACAAUUUUGUUUUACAUAAAUGUUUUUCAUGUAUAAAAAAAUGGCAUGCAUCUUCUCGAAUUGGCAGGAAAAGAA
Molecule: messenger RNA, 2864 nt
Organism: Daphnia magna
Lineage: Eukaryota; Metazoa; Arthropoda; Branchiopoda; Diplostraca; Daphniidae
Product: sodium-dependent nutrient amino acid transporter 1
Exons: 16
Coding region: 431-2317 (628 amino acids)
Biological process (GO): sodium ion transmembrane transport
Cellular component (GO): membrane
Molecular function (GO): L-amino acid transmembrane transporter activity
Source: RefSeq, a predicted model, not a curated record